GUAGUUCUUUAGUAGAAAUCACGAUGAAGUAAAAAAUAAAUAAAUAAAAAAGCACCUCUACUAACACACAUUAUUAUUGUAGAACUACAACUCCCAGCAUGCCCAAACAGCCUACAGAGUUGUAGUUAUACAUCAGCCUGAGGCCUCUGGGUGGGAAUUACUGCUACAGGAUCCGCAAGUAUAUUCCCCGUGUGAAUGCGCCCCUAUUCAGUUUCCUGAUCCUUCGCAUGCAGCACGGGGACGCAGACCAAUCACAGCAGCUAUGAUAGUCACGUGCUGCCUCCCGUCCAAUCACCGGACGAGUAUACCAGUCCAAUAACGAACCCCUGAUGAGCCCGGAGCCCCCGCACGCAGAUUUUCUCACCUUUCUUUGGUCGGUAAUGACUCUCUGUACCGGAUUACGUUGUCGCCAUCUUUUAUUUUUUUAUAGGUAUUUUUUUUAACGUCAUGCGAGAAUCACGUGACAGGAAGCAGCAUCGGUCAUGUGAACCCAGGCUAACCCAGGAAUAGUUUGUUUUUGUCCCAGCCGCUGGUUUCCCCUGACAAUCACCAUGUCUGGGACCGAGAGCAUCCAGCUGGACUUCCCACACUACAGCUCUGUGCUCCUGGACACCCUGAACAAGCAGAGACUGGAGGGGAAGUUUUGCGACCUCUCCGUCCAGGUGCAGGAUCGCGUCUUCCAAGCUCACAAGACUGUCUUGGCGGCCUCCUCUCCUUACUUCCAUGACAAGCUGCUUCUGAACGACACCAACUGCUUGGUUCUACCCAGCGUCAUCCAGCCCGAGGCUUUCGAAAACCUCUUGCAACUCAUUUACUCUGGAAGACUUUGCCUCGAAAUGGAAACGUUACCUUCACACCUCUUGGUGGCCAGCGGUCUGCAGAUGUGGCAAGUGGUGGACCGAUGUUCUGAGAUUCUUAAGGAGCGCAAAGCCUAUGUCCCACAGAACUGGUCGAGCCGCGCCAGCGAAAGCCAGUCACCGAGCAGCAGCUUCCAGUUGCCAAGAGAUGACCCGCCGCCGCCACCACCUACAGUCACUUUGGGUUGCUCGGAUGACGAUGAAGUCAUAAAGGUUCGCGUUUCUGAAGAGGAGGAAGAAGAAGAAGAGGAGGAUGACUCGAAGAGCUUGAAUGUUCUCGAUGAGUCUGUGGCCACCAAUUGUUCUUACGCGCUGCCUUCUUCUUCUUCGUCACCCGAGAGCCCCAAAGUCAUCUACAUCAAGCAAGAGCGGACUGAAGAGGAUGGAGGAUACAUGAAGGCUUUCGAGAUCACCGAAGUUCAGGCCGAUUAUCCUUCAGAGCUGAGCUUCGUCAUCCCUCCCACAUCAUCGCCAUCCUCCUCCGACGUUUCUCUCUGUAUCCCUCGAAAACUCUACGGUGCCUCAGAACCAACCUCCUUCACGAUCUCCAAACCCGUGGACCUUCACGGAAAUGAGAUCGUCUCCCAAGCCCUUCAGGCUCAAGCUGUUCACGCUCCCGUUAAGCUUGUGGCCGCCCCAGACGGGAAAAAGUUUGGAUGCUUGUGCGGGAAGCGGUUUGCGGUAAAACCUAAGCGCGACCGCCACAUUAUGCUGACCUUCAGCCUGCGCCCGUUCGGCUGUUCCGUCUGCCACAAAAAGUUCAAACUCAAGCAUCACCUCACGGAACACAUGAAAACACACGGGGGGAACCUGUUCUCUUGUGAAGACUGUGGUCGCAAAUUCAGGGUGGAAAGCUGCUUCCAAAAGCACAAGGAAGUCUGCAAAGGACAGAGAUGGGCCGGGGCCUGCUGGACUUACAAAUAAUACCCAGAAGCCUACCACUGAAUCAACAGGGGCCUUUUUGUUAUAGAGAUUGACUUUUUAGUUGCGUUUUCUGGACCUUCCCGGAAUGAACACGUCCCCCAUAACCAGGAGAUUAGUCCUAGAUCUGUACGAUUGUAGCCUGGAUACUGCAUUAGAACUGCCGUGUAUUGAGUGCUGCCCUCUACUGGACUGCGCUCUCUGGAGGUCUAUAAGGAAUGUUGGUUUUAUUGUGGUAUAUUAUGAUAUAUCGAUAUCACAUCACUUUUAUUUUUCUUUUCUUUUGGCAGAGUCUUUAUAUUGUUUCACAUGGGACCUCCAAAUAGGAGGACCGAGAGCAGCUUGUCACUGGAUUACUCCAUCAUCUAUGGCGUUCUCGCGUUCCCAUUAAUGAUAGCCCAAAUGUUUUACCCAAUUUACGGUAUACGGCGGGGCGUCAACGUAUGGACAGCAGAUACGGCUUUAGGUCUUUGUGUAAAUAUACACAUGUAGCCACCAUGUAUGUCAUUGCGUGUCUGUAUAUACAGGGUUAGAGAAUGUUAGUAACACUGAUUACCUGCAAUAAUGUAUAACCCUAUGCUGUGUCAACUCCGCGGAGGAGUGACCUCACCUGUGAUGUCAGGGGGGCGGGCGGGGAGAAGGGUGUUAGGAGUCUACUGUCUGAACUAGUAGUGAGGGGGACUAUAAAUAAAGGCGGACAGGAAACAAGUACGAUUUAUUGCAGUUAUAUGGCUUUUUUUUUAGAAACCUUUUUAUCACUAGUGCCCUUCCAAUCAUGCCUCAGGGUGGUGCGCAGGUUUCAUACCUGCGUCACAUGGUUGCCACUUCUCAAGCUCGUUCCUCCGUUGGCUCAACGAACCAAGGUGACUAUUCCAGUGCCAAGAAUAGUGGAAGCUUGUGCCCGGUCCGUCACGUUGUAUGCAUCGUUUUGCAUAGAUCAUCGUUUUACAUCAUAGUUAUUGUUUUGUAUUCCUAAUAUUUGUGCCAUAUGCUGAACACCCGGGGUGCCGCAGGACAGAGCAGCAUUUCUGGCCCAGACCAAUAUAUGGUGAUUUUUUUUUUUUUUUUUUUUUUGUACAUCUGUGUGACAAAGCUUGAGGGUAGUUGUAGUUAUUGCAACAACUGAAGAGCCACAAGUGGGGCUGGACUGAUGGAGAAUGCUGGGGGUUGUAGUUCUGCAAGCUUACAGAUGCAGUUUAGGGAGGAUUGUCAGGGUAUGAUGGGACUUUAAGUUUGGUAAAAGCUGGAGAACCAUAGGUUAGGGUAGUAUCUCCCAACCAGGGUGCCCCCGGCUGUUGCAAAACUACAAUUUCCAGCAUGCCCGGAGCGGGCAUGCUGGAAAUUGUAGUUUUGCAACAGCCGGGGGCACCCUGGUUGGGAAACACUGCUCGACACUGCUCGUCAGGUGUGGAAACCCUGUAUUCAAAUAACCUAUUAAAAUGUAUUCACAUGUAGCAGAUCCAUUGCAGGAAUGUCUGAUAUGGUCUCCUUUUAUCCUGCAGAAGUCCAUGCACCUACAGCAGGAUCAACCAUGUUUAGAUGCAUGGGACGGAUAUUCAUUGAUGCAUGAUGGAUGUGUAUGGAGAAAGCUUGGGAUAUGACCCUGCUCCGUACUUGGUGGCUUCCAGCUAAUCUAUAGUAUCACACUGAUUUGUAUAAGCAAUCGAAGGAUUGCGUAUACAAGUCCGCAAGGGAAA
Molecule: messenger RNA, 3475 nt
Organism: Hyla sarda
Lineage: Eukaryota; Metazoa; Chordata; Amphibia; Anura; Hylidae
Gene: ZBTB9
Product: zinc finger and BTB domain containing 9
Exons: 2
Coding region: 552-1781 (409 amino acids)
Biological process (GO): regulation of transcription by RNA polymerase II
Molecular function (GO): RNA polymerase II cis-regulatory region sequence-specific DNA binding; DNA-binding transcription factor activity, RNA polymerase II-specific; protein binding
Source: RefSeq, a predicted model, not a curated record